AUGAAGAUUUUGAUACUCCUCGCCGCCACGGCUUCGUGCCGAGUUUUGGACUUGCUAAACAAUCUCGGUACAUAUGUUAUCGACGCCUCACCAAAAACGAAUAGAGACGCCGCGCCCGACAUAUUGACCGAGACGGAAUUGUCAGUCCGUCAUCCCGAGCCCGAACCUGUCAUCGUUGCCCACCAGAAUGCGCUCAGGGACGAUGAGAGUGGCUGGAUGUUUAAAUGCACUAUUCCUACUGCCGCCACCGUCGCGGAUUGCGAAGUGGUCCUCAGUCAAGUCAUCGCUCUGAGACCCGAUUCGCACAUUGUGGUAGGAGAAAUCGGGUGCAAGCGAUGGGACUGGGGUAACUGCCGAGCCUCGAUCUGUGCCAGCGGCCAAAACUACGUGAGCAUCAACGCCAUGGUUGCCAGCCACUCCAUGGGUCGGGUUCUCAUGACGAACUGCCUGAUGCGUGGGACCAAUGGCAUCGUGGCCAACUGCGGCGACUUUGGCGGCGCUUGCGAGAACUUUCAGAUCACCUUGGGACAUAUCAACGAUACGCUGCAUCAUCCUGCUCCAACGCAUUCUAAUGCCUUGCCAGCCCAUAGCGCUCCGCACGUUAGAUAG
Molecule: messenger RNA, 609 nt
Organism: Pestalotiopsis fici W106-1
Lineage: Eukaryota; Fungi; Ascomycota; Sordariomycetes; Amphisphaeriales; Sporocadaceae
Exons: 2
Coding region: 1-609 (202 amino acids)
Source: RefSeq, a predicted model, not a curated record